CGAGCAACAACUCGUAAGCUCUUGAUUUAUCAUGAAGGAUUACGCUUCAAGAGAAGCCUAAUGGCGACUCUUGGGUAUAUAAUGCGAGCUCCAACACCCUCUCAAUUUUCCUCCAUCAUUCAAAGCCACAUCCUCAGACAUCUACAAGUCUUCUCAACACUUCAACAAUACAACCACAAAGUUUUAUAACUUUUCACCCAACAAACAACCAACACAAAAAUGCCUCUCUUCAGACCAGCAUACCUCUCCCCAGAAGCAGACUUCUUCCAACUGCUCUCUGCACUCGACCAACCUCAACAAAAGCAGUGCGCUGCCCGCCACCGCAGAGAAGAAACCUUCACGCCAAGAUUCGAUGUCACUGAAGUAGACAACGCAUACGAGCUCUACGGCGAACUCCCCGGUAUCGAGCAAAGCGAUGUCACUAUCGAAUUCUCCGAUGCUCAGACCCUCGUCAUCAAAGGCAAGACUGAGCGCCCAUUCAACAAGGUAGAGGCUACUCAAGCCGAAGCUACCAACGAUACCACCGAGAGUUCAUCUGAGAAGGCACACAGCGCAACCGUCGAAGAUGAGUACGACGAAGCCGACACACCUCUCGCUACUCCUGCCACCACAGCCACAGUCACCGCUGAGACAAAGCAAGAGCAACCAGCGGCCGAGACACAAUCACCAAAGCCUAAGUACUGGGUCGCAGAACGCAAAGUCGGUUCGUUCGCCAGAAGCUUCUCCUUCUCGCAGAGAAUCGAGCACGAAGCUGUUGAGGCCAGCUUGAAGAAUGGCAUUCUGAGAGUUGUGGUCCCGAAGUCUCAGAAGACAGGAAAGAUCGCUGUCAAUGUGUUGUAGAUCUGACUGGAGCCAACGAGUUGUAUGAUUAGGUGUUAUCUGCAUGGAUGCGAGUUUGGAGUUUAGAUAGAGAGUUUAAUACAAGUCUUUUAUCUUAAAUAUCUG
Messenger RNA from Hyaloscypha bicolor E, 945 nucleotides. RefSeq names its product putative 30 kDa heat shock protein. NCBI's taxonomy places the organism in Eukaryota, Fungi, Ascomycota, Leotiomycetes, Helotiales, Hyaloscyphaceae. The coding region runs from base 220 to 840 and encodes 206 amino acids. The record is from RefSeq and is a predicted model, not a curated record. Gene Ontology annotation, biological process: protein complex oligomerization; response to salt stress; response to heat. The transcript has a single exon.